AUGGAGGCACUAGGAACUAUCAUCGCCCUGUUGGGCAUGUUGGACAUGGUGUUAGGGUAUGUGGGCUGUCCGGACGCUGACGCAAGUUUGACACCCUGGGACCCCGGACAUGACGAAACAGCUCGUGUCGUCAUUUCCUCUGGGCAAAACUACCUUCUGAUUGGUUCGGCAACUUUUGAAAGUUUGGAGAUAAGGGGAGGGAAGCUAGUUUUUGCCGACAACGGAAAUGACAUCACCCUUCGAGCGAGGAGCAUUCUUGUCGGAGCCGCCGGCGAGCUGCACGUGGGUUCCGAAAGUUGCCGAUACCGCGCGAAGGCGACGAUCGUCCUCUUCGGGCGCUCUGACGAAGGCGCCGAGGACCCGAGGUUCGGUCGGAAGUUCGUCGGAGUCGAACCCGGAGGGACGUUGGAAGUUCACGGUCAGAGGAAACUGUCGUGGACCCAACUCGCCAAGACUGUGGGAGAAGGAGGACUUCCCUACGGCUCUUUCAGCGCCCAUGAGCGGUGGGAAGACUGUUCCACCAGGGCUGAACGCGGCAUCAGCGUGCUGGUAGUGGACCCGGCCACGGCAGCUAGGGUGGACUAUGGGUCGUUCGACACUUACCUGGACUGGGCAGAGAGUGACCGUCUGGUCAACUUUCUGGACAAAAUACCGGACGGGUUCAUAGUGUCCAUGGGUGUGUUAGCUGAAGGGUCGGAAAAACUGAACACCGCCGCCAAAAACGCCAUCGCAGCGCUUGGGAGUAACGUCAUCCACACACUGGGGUUCAGACAAUAUUGGGCAUUUGUGGCUGUCAAGGGAGACCCAAACUCAGCCGUGGAAGACACAGUCAUGUACUCAGUAACGGAAGACACUCCGGCGACAGCUGACAAGGUCUUCACGACAAGUGACGGGGUAGAGUUCAGGGUUAGCGCUGCCAGCUGGUGGGCCAAUGGUCAAAAGCACUUGGAGAUGUCUGUAGACGCUGUGUCACCGGAUACAGUCAUCAGCUUGAAGGAUGACGUCACUUCCUGGCAGCCCGGGGACCGUAUCGUGUUGGCGAGCACGGAUUACAACAUGGAGCAGGCGGAGGAGUUCCAACUGGUGAACUGCCAGGAGUGCUCCACCCACCAGGUCAAACUCGCAGGCAAACCAAAGUACACCCAUUUCGGCGAGAUCUCGGGCGGUGUGGACAUGCGCGGUGAGGUCGGGCUCCUGACCAGGAAUGUCGUCAUCACGGCUGAGACGGAGGACAGUUGCUAUGGCAACAACUUCUGCCAGUACUUCGACUACGACACGUUUGGAGGUCAUCUUAAGGUAGUAGGAGGUUUCACCAAUGUGCACCUGUCUGGCGUGGAGAUCACGAGGAUGGGACAGCAGGUGCUGGGCAGCUACCCUGUCCACUUCCACAUGGCCGGAGACGUGGACGAGCUCGGGGGUUACGCCAGGCCUGCCUACCUGGACGGACUGUCCAUCCACCACUGUUUCUCCCGCUGUGUCACCAUACAUGGCACACACGGGCUCAUGGUGAAGGAUACAGUCGGGUACGACACCCUCGGCCACUGUUUCUUCCUGGAGGACGGCGCAGAGCAGCGAAACACCCUGGACCACAACCUCGGGCUGGUGACGCGGCCCGGGGCCCUGCUCCCGACCGACAGGGACGAGGCCAUGUGCCGAGGGAUCCGCACCGGGGUUUACGGCGACUACAUACCCCAGCAUAGCGAAUGUCUGGCCGUCUCCACAUUCUGGAUCGCCCAUCCAAACAACAAUCUCAUCAACAAUGUCGCAGCCGGAUCCGUGCACUUCGGGAUUUGGUAUCUGUUCCACCACGAACCGACCGGUCUGUCAGCGGGGACGCUCCCGCCUGGUCAGGCAGAACAUGCGCCGCUGGGAAAAUUCUACAACAACAGGGCACACUCCAACUUCAGGCAAGGACUGAUGGUGGAUAACGGAGUGAAGACAACCCAAGCUUCAGCAAGCCACCCUGCAGAGUUCCUCUCCAAGAUCACAUAUAUAAAAUACCACCCGCACGUGGACUCCGAUCCCAGCAAGCCCCGCGUGCCGGCGGUUUUUGACGGGUUCAUCUCGUACAAGAACGCCGGACAGGCCAGCUGGCUGAGAGGGGGCGACAUCGUCGUCAAGAACUGCGCUGUUGCAGAUACCACGGAUAUGACGUUUGCAAGCGAGGGCGGUCCGAUGGGUUCCGGUGACGAGGGCGCCCUGCAGGUGAUCAGUAACUGUGUGUUUGUGGGAGAGAGCGACAAUCUGGGGAACUGUAAGGACCGGGGGCGUGACGUCAGCUGGGCCGCGGGGGCUGACGGGAGAUUCAGGACUCUGUCAAAAGGAGGACAGUACCCAUACCGUGGGUUUGAGAUCUAUGACGGCCCAGUGGCGAUCGAGAACUGCACGUUUAGGAACUUCCGCGUGACCUCGGCCAGACCUGGGGUCAGCGCCCUCGGGUUCCAACUGGAGAACCAGUUUCAAAUGGCGGUGUCCAACGCAGUCAUCAACGCGAAAUUUGAAGAGGUGGAUCUGAGGGUGAACUUCGGAGCCCCAGGAGACCGACACUUCGGUCAGAUGAACCGGGAGGGGGACAAGAUGGGCUCCUUCCACGACGAAGACGGGUCCGUUACCGGGUAUGUCGGCAGUCAUGUUUUCUACAGCGGUAACCACCUGGCUAAAAACCCUGGAUGUGUAGAGCGGCCGGACUGGAACGCUAUGAUAUGCAGCGGCAACUAUGCAAUGUUGUUCAUGGAGGUAGAGAAGCCCAGCACCAACGCCAUGCUCCUGGUACGGGACGAGUACCCUGCCGACCCUGUCACGCUGGAGGGGCUGAACCAAUCCCCGGGGAACAGGCAGAAGCACAACCCGGUCAUCACCGUGGACACGUCCUACACCGUACACUGGACCGGCAGGGCCCCGGAGAAGUUCAAGAUCUACCCCGCUCACUUCAACAAGGACAACUGGGUCCGCCUGGGUCUGUGUUACCCGCCCGGCACGACCUUCAGAGUGACGUACCUCAUCGUGAACCGCGUCACCGGUGCCCAGACCGACUGGCAAUGGAUCGAACCUGCAUCCGACCUGGCGGAGGUGGAACAGGGCGACGGGUUCAACUACUACUGGGAUGACAGCACAGGCCUUCUCUUUGUAAAGGUUAAAGCCCACUACGCCCGGACUGGUGAGAAGGAAUACAGCUACUGUUCCAACAUGGGAUGUGAACGCAUUUUCAUCGAGGCAACCAUGACAUCUAAUGACGUCAGUAACUGCAUGACGUCAGCCUAUCCCAAAUAUGGCCUGUCACCGUCUCCCGGCCUUCCCAUGAUGCUCAGCCAGCACCAGUGCAAUGACUGUGGGGCUAAGGAGCCGAUUCUCCUGGAGGAAAAUGGCGCCUAUGUUGAUGUAUCUGUGGUGUCCCGUGGAUACAGUGAUAUGGACCUGCCGGGCCCAGCUGCUGCUAUCACGGUGGACGGAGUGUCGUACGAUUCUAACGGUGCCUGGGGCUUUAACGUUGUCAUCGUGGAUGCCCAGGACGGGAGCGUCACUGCUCACGCCGUCUUCAUGACCAACCGUGAUCCCUCAGAAGACGCAGCGUGCGCCAACUUCCUGCGUAAUGACGUGCCGAAAAACUCCGUGGUGCUUGUGAGUCUGUACGGGAAUCACAUCCGUUACGCCCGGGACUGUCUGGCAGCUCUAAUGGAAGUCGGAGCAGAAGAGCCUGGGAUCGGGAUAGCCGUUAAAGCGAGCUAUGCCCUCGUUGGCUUCAAGGGAGGCUACCGUACCAACUGGAUCCGCCAGGAGGCACCACGCAAAGGAACCGGACCUGCAGUGAUCCAAACCCGAAUCCCUCUACUGUACUGA
Molecule: messenger RNA, 3837 nt
Organism: Branchiostoma belcheri (Belcher's lancelet)
Lineage: Eukaryota; Metazoa; Chordata; Leptocardii; Amphioxiformes; Branchiostomatidae
Product: transmembrane protein 2-like
Exons: 26
Coding region: 1-3837 (1278 amino acids)
Source: RefSeq, a predicted model, not a curated record